Molecule: messenger RNA, 2409 nt
Organism: Colletotrichum orchidophilum
Lineage: Eukaryota; Fungi; Ascomycota; Sordariomycetes; Glomerellales; Glomerellaceae
Exons: 4
Coding region: 1-2409 (802 amino acids)
Molecular function (GO): oxidoreductase activity, acting on the CH-OH group of donors, NAD or NADP as acceptor; NADP binding
Source: RefSeq, a predicted model, not a curated record
AUGGAAUAUCGGGGCCUUAAGAAACAGGACGCGGUUGUAGUGCUUGCUUCUCGGCAAUAUACGUCAUGGCUGCAAGAUGAUAAGUUCAUGGCAGCAUUGCUGCAACCGUUCAACAACGGUCGCGAACUCAACGUCCUCGCUGCGGUAGUGGAUGGGCUUCACCCCCUUCGUGCAUUUGGCGAGAUUCCACAAGGAUUCUCAUUCUUUCAUGGCCCGAAGGAUUCGGUGAUGCCGACCCUAUGGCAGGAGGAAAAUAUUGGCGCGCAGCCUCCUAGCAAUGCCAAGUUGAACGCUGCCAUUAAAUUUUUGUUUGGAGGAAAGAGUGGCCAUCUCGCAUGCACAUUUCCUUUAGCAAAUACAAUCUUCCAGAAUGGCCUUCUGUCGACUCUUCUCGCUAGCCGCUGGCGUAUAAACGAAACCGGGGGACUGGACCUGGUCGAGCUCAAAGAGCGGCAAGCUCAGGAAGUCAACAUCUCCAACAUCCCCGAAGGGAACAUGCCCGAAGGGAGUGUGCGCAAGAACUCGGUCGAGGCACCUCUUUUCCCAAUCACUCCUCCGCGGAUGAUUGCGUCGGGCCUCGGUAACAUUAUCAGACAGGUCGAGAUAUUUGGCAAAGAGACGCCUGCUUCAGGGGAGCUUGAGACAGCUGUCCAGGAACUCCUUGACAGACGGACAGAAGAGGGCCACGAGCUCCCCCCAGGCCCUUUGGGUGUAUGGGGAGUCGUUUGCCCCCCUGGUGAGCACCAAGAUAGCUGCCUCGGAUAUUUGAAGGACUGGUUCGCGAAUACGAUCAAGGUACAGACCGCGGGAGACGAGUGGAGAUCAGCCCUGGAAAUGAAAGAGUCCCUCAAAUGGCUAAUUAAAAGGGGCGCCAGAGUCUACAAGAUUCAGAGUGGUGGGGGUGGUUGGGGGAAAAAGGCAGGCCUCCUUUCGCUAGAUCCGGAAACCAAGUAUUCCGCUUCUUCCGAGGAGGAGGAUCUCGACAUCUUCAUCCGCUCCUUCGCGAAUAGAAGAUUUGGCGACGCCGACGGCGUUGUCGGUCCGGGCUCGUACAUUCAAUACUUUGUCACCCCGCCCUCCAGUGCCAAACCGAAGAUGCCACCAGGAGACGUUUCGCAGUUCACCGAUUGCUUUGGAAUGACUGACGAUGCACAAUUGGAGGCGUCGUCUCUGAACCCAGGUCCGACGGAAUGGAAAUCCGUCAGGCAACAAUUCGGUGCGGUAACAAGCCAUGGGCUUUUCGUCGAAUACAGGCCGAGGCCCUCUCCUGGCAUGGAGACGAAGCUGGACGUGCCCGGAUCGUGGAUCGGACAUAUGGCACUGCCACAUGGACAGAGAUGGAAGAAUUCCCAACUCCCGCUUCUCAAUAUGGCUGCAAACAAAGAGACGCCCUCAAAGAUUGGAGUCGUCUCCAUCGGCGAUAUGGGAGUCGGCAUCGCCAAGCUACUAAUUGCCAAAGGCUUCCAGGUCGCGACAAAUUGCAAAGGCCGCAGCGAUGACACCCUCCAACGCGCCCGAGAUGCAAACGUAGAACUAGUAGACUCAGACGCAGACCUAGCAUCCCAGUGCGCGGCCAUCCUGUCUGUGGUACCCCCCCGCGAUGCGGAAGCCACCGCGGACCGCAUCAUUGACGCCCUCGCCGGCUCAUCGCGCGAGACGCCCCUCUACUUUAUCGACAUGAACGCCGUCGCCCCCUCGACGUGCAAGUCCAUCGCCUCCUCCUUCGCCCGCGCCCGCAGCCCCGCACGCUUCGUGGACGCCUGCAUCAUCGGCGCCCCGCCCAGGCUCAAGUCCGCCCCCAACGCCGGCACCAACGUCUCUGCCUCGGGCCCACAGACCGGCAGCGGCGACGACGACCCGGAUGCGUGGUACGUCCCGGGGAUGCCCAUGUCCGGCCCUCACAAGCUAGCUGACCUAUCGCUCCCGGCGACGGACGCGGCAUUCGGCGCUCGCCUGAGCGCCGUCCUGGGCGGGAACCAUAUCUCGGAGGAGAUUGGCGCCGCGAGCGGGCUGAAAAUGUGCUUCGCGUCAAUGUCCAAGGGCUUCACUGCCAUUGCCACGCAAGCUUUUACCUCGGCCCACAGGAUGGGCGUGCUGGACCACCUACGUGACGAGCUCGCCACCCGCCUGCCGGGCCACCUCGAGUUUGCCGAAAAGGGGGUCGUGACGAUGCCGCCCAAGGCCUACCGGUGGGUCCGUGAGAUGGAGGAGAUCAGCAAGACGCACGCCGAGGAGGGCGGGUUCGGGCCCGAGUUGUUCGUGGGCGCUGCGGGGGUCUACAGGUCCGUGGCGGAGGAUUCGCCCCUGGGCCAGGAAAAGAUUGGCAAGAGGAAGAGGGGCACGACGGUCGAGGAUGUUGCUGUGGCGCUGGUCGAAGGGUUCGAGAAAAAGAAGAAGAAAACGGACUGA